CUGAAGAACUGUAUCUAUCCAUAGAGUAAGCGAAGAAGACGAAGAAGAGGAAGAGAGAAUAUAGAAAUUAAGCUGGCGACUUUUAGUCCGAGGCGAGCAAUGGCUGAGUUACGGCACUCGAGCUCUCUCGGUAGCCGAUCUUCUUCUUCUCCGUUACGUGCCGGAGAUGAGGACUCUUCAUCGCCUCACGUACACGAUCACUCACCUAACGGCGGAGACGACGAAGAUGGUCGACCACGUCAUCCUUCAAGAGAUCGAGACCGUCCGAUCUGGUUUCACUCUUUGUUUCCUUUCUUCGGUGAUGAUCCUAGGGUUUCUCCUCAGAAGAAUAAAAUCUCGCUUCUAUUGAUUUUGAUUCUCGCUAUUGCUAGCUUGAUCUCAGUUUAUGGGAUUAUUAAUCACUUGAAUGCUCCAUAUUUGUGUAAAAAAGAUGGGAUUGUGCUUAACUGUCCUCAUGUAAAAGAGUCUCCUUCUCCAUGGGAGAAUCCUUUAUCUGCAACAACUUCUUGGAAGCCUUGUGCUGAGCGGCGGGUUGGUGGAAUCUCAGAUCUUCCUCCUGAGAACGAAACAAAUGGCUAUGUAUUCAUUCAUGCUGAAGGUGGUUUGAAUCAGCAGCGAAUUGCUAUCUGUAAUGCAGUAGCCGUUGCUAAGAUUAUGAAUGCAACUCUGAUUCUACCAGUACUGAAGCAGGACCAAAUAUGGAAAGACACAACAAAAUUUGAAGACAUUUUUGAUGUAGAUCAUUUCAUUGAUUACUUGAAGGAUGAUGUCCGAAUUGUUCGAGACAUACCUGACUGGUUCACUGACAAAGCAGAGCUAUUCUCCAGCAUAAGAAGAACAGUCAAAAACAUUCCCAAAUAUGCAGCAGCCCAAUUUUAUAUAGACAAUGUUUUACCUCGUAUAAAGGAGAAGAAGAUAAUGGCCUUAAAGCCUUUUGUCGAUCGACUUGGGUACGACAAUGUACCUCAAGAAAUCAACAGAUUGCGAUGCCGUGUAAAUUAUCAUGCUCUCAAAUUUCUCCCAGAGAUAGAGCAGAUGGCUGACUCACUUGUUUCUAGAAUGAGAAAUCGCACUGGCAAUCUGAAUCCGUAUAUGGCUCUUCAUCUUAGAUUCGAGAAAGGAAUGGUUGGUUUAUCGUUCUGUGAUUUCGUGGGGACAAGGGAAGAGAAAGUUAAAAUGGCAGAAUACAGACAAAAGGAAUGGCCUCGGCGUUUCAAGAAUGGUUCCCAUCUCUGGCAGCUCGCCUUGCAGAAACGCAAAGAAGGCCGAUGCCCUCUUGAGCCAGGAGAAGUUGCUGUGAUCCUACGCGCGAUGGGUUAUCCAAAAGAAACACAAAUCUAUGUUGCAUCUGGUCAAGUCUAUGGCGGCCAAAACCGUAUGGCUCCACUAAGAAAUAUGUUCCCAAAUUUGGUAACAAAGGAGGAUCUAGCAGGAAAAGAGGAACUAACAACCUUUAGAAAACACGUAACAAGCCUCGCAGCUCUAGAUUUCUUGGUCUGCUUGAAAUCAGAUGUAUUCGUGAUGACACACGGUGGAAACUUUGCAAAACUCAUCAUUGGAGCGCGUAGAUAUAUGGGUCAUCGGCAAAAAUCAAUCAAACCAGACAAAGGGUUAAUGUCGAAAUCAUUCGGGGAUCCUUACAUGGGAUGGGCAACUUUUGUGGAAGAUGUAGUUGUAACCCAUCAAACACGAACCGGUUUACCCGAAGAAACUUUCCCUAACUAUGAUCUUUGGGAAAAUCCUCUCACUCCAUGCAUGUGUCUCAUCGCUAUGACUGGACCAUCCGUAGAGAAACCCGGGUCGACCCGGUUCAUUGUCUUCUUUAUCAUCCUCCUCAAUCUUUCCUUUUUAAGUUUAUCGAUUGAAGCAAGGUCGAGCCAACAACAUGCUAGCUUUCCUCCAAGAGGAUGGAAUUCGUACGAUUCCUUUUGUUGGACUAUCUCUGAAGCUGAGUUCUUGCAAAGUGCUGAAAUUGUUUCUAAGCGUCUUCUUCCUCAUGGUUAUCAGUAUGUUGUGGUGGAUUAUCUUUGGUAUAGAAAGAAAGUUGAAGGGGCUUAUGUGGAUUCUCUUGGGUUUGAUGUGAUUGAUGAAUGGGGAAGAUUGCAUCCUGAUCCAGCUAGAUGGCCAUCUUCUAGAGGUGGUAAAGGUUUCACUGAAGUGGCAGAGAAAGUUCAUAGAAUGGGUUUGAAGUUUGGGAUUCAUGUUAUGGGAGGGAUAAGCACACAAGCUUAUAACGCUAAUACUCUUGUUAUGGAUAGUGUUAAGGGAGGGGCUUAUGAAGAAUCGGGUAGACAGUGGCGAGCGAAAGAUAUUGGGAUCAAGGAGAAGGCUUGUGUGUGGAUGUCACAUGGAUUCAUGAGUGUGAAUACCAAGCUAGGUGCAGGAAAAGCAUUCUUGAGGUCUCUUUAUCGACAAUAUGCAGAAUGGGGCAUUGAUUUCAUAAAACAUGACUGCGUAUUUGGCACUGACUUCAAUAUAGAGGAGAUAACUUAUGUGUCAGAGGUUCUAAGGGAGCUUGAUCGGCCUGUUUUGUACUCCAUAUCUCCUGGGACCAGUGUGACACCUGCAAUGGCUAAAGAAGUUAGCCAAUUGGUUAACAUGUACAGAAUAACAGGUGAUGAUUGGGAUACAUGGAAAGAUGUGGCGGCACAUUUUGAUAUCUCGAGAGAUUUAUCUGCUUCUAGUAUGAUCGGUGCACGAGGGUUGCAAGGAAAAUCAUGGCCUGAUCUAGAUAUGUUACCUCUUGGAUGGCUUACUGAUCAAGGUUCGAAUUUUGGACCUCAUCGAGUGUGUAAUCUAAAUCUUGAAGAACAGAAGUCACAGAUGACAUUGUGGUCCAUCGCAAAGUCCCCGCUCAUGUUUGGAGGUGAUGUGAGAAAGCUCGAUGACACUACUUAUAAUCUGAUCACAAAUCCUACACUGCUGGAAAUAAACUCUUAUAGCUCUAACAACAAGGAGUUUCCUUACAUCACCGUGACAAGAGUAUCUAGGAAUAAGCACAAAAGCCAUCCUCAUCAUCCAACGGGCAACAACAUUUCAACUAAACAUGCCUUUGGUCUCACUAGCUGCAAAGAACCGAAAGCCAACACUUGGUCCAUUGUAGACAAGAACCGUGGACAAAUCUGUUGGAACCAAUACUCUAGCCAAAAACUAGAGAAACCCUUUUGCUUAUACAACAGAAAAGCUCUUCCAGCGUCCGAUGAGGAGAUAAAGCACAACCAGCUUUACCAAGGUAAGCUUCAUUUGCAAACAAAUGAAAAAGCAGAGUCUUGUUUAGGAGCUUCCUCAAAGCAAAAGCUCACUUCGAAAGAUUAUAGUCGUGGUACUUUAUCACCUUGCAAACUAGAUGCAAACCAGAUGUGGGAGCUCCACAGUAAUGGAACACUAGAAAAUAGUUAUUCCGGUCUUUGUGCCGUGUUAAAUCCAGUGAAAGCAGCCGAAGCUACCUCAAAUGGCGUUCGUUCUUGGAUUGCCACGGGAAGAAGAGGAGAAGUAUACGUUGCGUUUUUCAACUUAAAUCAGGAGAAGACAACGAUAUCAGCCAAGAUAUCAGACAUUGCCAAAGCUCUUCCAAACAAGAAAAAUCUUGAAGGAGCUUCGUGUACAAGCCACGAGCUAUGGAGUGGCAAAAAUUUCGGACCAACAAAAGAUUCGGUAUCGAUUCAAGUCGAACCUCAUGGUCCUGCUCUGUUUGUUCUUCAUUGUAGCCAUGCCUGACUAUAUCAGAUCAACAGGCAUUUCUUUUACCUUCUCCAUACAACGUCUUUUCUCAUCGUAGUUAUGUUUCAUCUUUAGUCUAUGAAAUUAGUCUUGUAUAAUCGAAAAAUACAAAACAACAUAAUAUCGAAUAAAAAAAAUGCAAGAUC
Messenger RNA from Arabidopsis arenosa, 3866 nucleotides. The record is from the annotation of a GenBank genome assembly. NCBI's taxonomy places the organism in Eukaryota, Viridiplantae, Streptophyta, Magnoliopsida, Brassicales, Brassicaceae.